Pieris rapae (cabbage white) is the source of this 4602-nucleotide messenger RNA. Its product is annotated as serine-rich adhesin for platelets. The transcript is spliced from 10 exons. Bases 379 to 4545 code for a protein of 1388 amino acids. NCBI's taxonomy places the organism in Eukaryota, Metazoa, Arthropoda, Insecta, Lepidoptera, Pieridae. The record is from RefSeq and is a predicted model, not a curated record.
GAGCGUCCAUUCACCGGCAGUGGUACACUCAGUAGACGCGAUAUCACACACGACACCGAAAAAAUUACGUAAAUAUUACAACACUCGAAUUGAUUAACGCCGUGUGACCACACGCUACUUUGACUCCCAGCUAACUAAAUCCACGUUUUGUGCUGCAAGUGUUUUCUCUUGUGAUAUUUUGACUUUGUGGUCUGACUGUGUUUUUUUUGUGUUCUUCUACUUUAUUUAAAUUGGAUUGUUGCAGGUGCUAUAAAUGUGAAUAUGAAUUAAGAACGUGCCAACAUGUUAUCAAAAAACCCAAAGACUUUAUUAAAUUUUUAAAAUAUUUCGGUGACUUUGAGAUCGUAUUAAUGUUACGGUGAAAAAAAGAAAUAUACGAUGGGGCGGUGGCGAUGGAGAUUCGCAAUCGCUACAAUCCUGUUACUCAUCAUAAAGGAUGGACAGUGUCAAGAUGAAAAUGACUACUACUAUACACCGGAGAGAAACUUUGCACAAGUUCAACCACCCAUCUUUCCUAAUAGCCGUCCUUCUACAUUCUUUGAACACGAGAGCUUCAGAAUAGCGCCAACGGCACAACAAAAUAAUUUUAAUGAGGGUCGCGUACGAUUUCCGACCCCCAACUAUAACCAAAACCCUUCUCCAUUUCAAUUGCCAACGGGACGAAGUCAGUCCGGCACGCAGUAUUAUGUAAAUCAACCCGAAUUUCCACCGAAUCAACGACAGAGGUUUAGACCGGCUCUGCCUUAUAACUUUCAAUUAGUUCAUCCAGCGUCAACAAAACGACCUGAUACUUCACAAAUUCAUUCAGUUGCGUAUCAAAAUGAUCCCUCUAAACCUGAAACGUUCUUGGGGCAAAUAACUAUAAAUAAUCCAGAUAUUGAAAUCUUGCAAAACAAUAGAUUUAAGAACAUUCCUUUUGAUGGUAACAGUUUAAAAAGUAAUGGACAGAGUGGUCAUAUUUUACAUGGAGAUGACAUUGAUAACGACGAUGAAGACAUUUUUGAUCGUCAUAAAGUGACUACUUACAAUCCGACUAAGCUGGGAGGAAGGCAAGUAAUACUUAAACCUAGUUCCUCCAGAUUUUCAAACUUAAAUAAACCUGAAACUGAUUUCAAGCCUGUAUUGUCAGUGCCGUUGACACGGUACGACACAAAUAAUUUGAAAAAUGAAAAGGCAGUGGUCAAUUCAUAUAAUGGUCCUUCUACAGAAUACAAAUCAUUACUAGAUAUUGAACCUCUUUUAGAAGAUGACAUAAGUGAUAUAAGUUCGUUUAGGGAGUUGAUGAAAAAUACAGAUUCUUUUGAUGUUGAAGUUAUAAAAUCGAAUAACAGCAAAGCUAAUGAUGACAGCAAACCUGACUCGACUUCCAUGCAUUCAGAUAAUAUUCCGAAAGUGUCAUCUUUAAUGACAAUUACAAUCCCAUCCAAUAAAACAAAAGUGCAACCUCAAGAAAUACCGUCUUCCAGUGAAAGUACAUAUGAUAAUAACGAAGAUGACCUGAAAGAUGGCGACUCAGAAAAUACUGAAGCAGAGUAUGAAUACUAUGAAGACGAAGAAAUUUCAGACACAAAUCAUACAACUCAAAGACCCGUUUCUGUACCGAGUACAUCGAGAGAAACAAUAACCGAUAUAUAUGAUGAGUACGACUCAACUGAAGAAGAUGAUAAAUCACAUGAAAUUAAAAUAAAUACUACAAAAUCAUUUGAUGUUCUCGAUAUGAAACCUAAUAAAACGAUGGUAAAAGAUGACAAUUUUAAACAAUUCAAAGACACAACCGAAAUAGAUCAAUCUGAUUCACGCGACGACACAACAGCCCCAAGUCUUAAGUUAACAUUUUCGAAUGAAGACUUUUCUUCUAUUGAACCACCUUCUAUUUUAGGACAAGAAGUUGUUUCUGUGGUUACUACAAAGAGUGUUGUUAAUGGAACCAUCUCAAUACCUGACGUGACCUAUCCACCUACUUCAAAAGCAACUACACUUAAGUCAGCAGGUAGCGUAGCUGAUGAAUUUAAUAAUGAUACUGCAAUUACAACAGAAAGCUGGAUUGUAGUAGCCUCUGUUCAGACCAGUCGUAGUGUUUCAGGAGCCCGGUUUUUACCAUUCCCUACAGUAGAGCAAGAAGAAAAGAAACAAGUUAUUGAAGAGGAUCAAAGUGAAGAAGACACAGUCACUGAAAAUCCUAAGUUAGAAUCUAUAAAUAGUUCAUCUUCAACGGAGAAUAUUAAUGACAAACUUGAUAGCAUUCAGUCAGAAUUAUCUAGUGCUGUGUUAUCAGGUGAAUUGGAUAAUGACAACAAAAAUAUCGAAUUAAUAAAAGAAACUACAUCUGAAUCGACGACAUCUUCUACUACUACUACAACUACGACGGCGUCCCCAGUGAACGUAUUCACAUUAAAGAGCACUCAAUACACGCCAAUAACGGAGAGAUCAUCUCCCGAACCUCUACCAGUUCUAAUUAAAAAAUUCACUCCACGAAUUUCUUCCUCAACAACACCAAAGCCUAAGAAAAAACCGUCGUUCGUCACUAUUAUGGACGAUCUCUCUGGACUUCUGCCACCUGGUUUUAAAACAAGACACUCAUACAAAGACAAACGCAUUACUAAUACAGCGACAACUACCACCACUACCCAAAGAACAACCACAAAAAAUGUAGUGGAUUCUACGGAAAAAUCAAUUAUUAAUGGUACACAAGGUCGGUCGUCUGGAAUAAGUUCCAAAAACAAAGUAAUUAUUUUAGAUGAUAAAUCUUUACUGCCUAAGGAAUAUAAACCAAAAGAAAGAGCACAUGAAGAUCUAUUGAAGAAACUUCCAAAAGAUGAUCUUAGUCAAUUAUUACCUCCUGGUUAUAAACCACCCGUGAGUGAUACAACGAAACCGGAUAUUUUAGCAAAUGUUGAGAAGGUAGACAUCACUGCUUUAUUACCGAAAGGUUUUAAGCUCAACACAACUUCUCCAGUAGCAACUACCACCGAAAAACCUAAAAGUAAAAUAACAAUUCCUCUUAACGCUGCUCCAAUCGAUUUAACUGCACUUCUUCCGCCUGGAUUUAAAUUAAACACAAGCGAAAAGGAUAUAGAACCACUAAAAAAAGUUGUUCUUGCGGAUAUUUCUAAUUUGCUUCCACCGGGCUUUAACUUAAAUAAUUCGGAGGAAUCACCAGAACCCCAAACGACAAAGGCCCCUGGAAGUUUCAAACUUGUAUUUCCUUCAAGACCUGGAGGAAAGAAUUCUAGGAAGUCAACAACGCAAAAAAGUAGCAUAGGUCCACCGGCGGUCACACCUAAGAUCCAGAAAGGCUGGCCUACGAGGGCAUCUACUGAGUUCACUGGUUGGCCAUCACCAUCUACAACGCCCUUCUCAAUCGAACGUCUUCUGGAAAUGCAAAGGAAUGCUACCUCAACUAGUCCCUUACCGGAGAUAAGUACAGAGACUACAACGAAACGUUUUAUUUCGACUACUACGACCACCCAAGCGCCCCCUCCCCCCACUACUCCCGGUGUAUGUCGACAGGAAUGUGACAUCGCUGCAACUAUUAAAAUUGUAGCAGGAGUCAAAUGGGUACCCGAAUUUUUAGAUCAACAUACAAUAGAAUGGAAGAAUUUAGCUAAAGAAGUAAAAGAGGAGCUUAAUUCCGUCUACUCGAAGUCCGAUUUACUGAGAAAAUGGUUCAAAGGAAUUCGUAUAGACGGUUUCAGUCAAGGCUCCGUCCUAGUCGACUACUUCAUCGAACUAAACCACGUGGAAGAGAAGGUUGACACAGUGCAACUAAAGAGGCUCUUCCACAAAUCCCUUCACGAAGCGAAGUCUGGCUCUGUUAUGGAAACUGAAGAAACAGAGUUUGACCCUGAUUCGAUGCAAGGAGACCAACCCGAUGAAGAUAGGUUGCGCAAGAGUGACAAGCAAAUGACAAAGACGAUUGAUAAGUCCGCUGGGAAACUCGAAAUCGGAAAGUUCGUGAUGGAUCCCGCUUACACAGAAUUUAUUGUGUUGCCUAAACGAGGAGAACCAACGAUUGUUGCACCAGAUGAGGAAUCUUUGUUGCCUCAAUGGGGAAUAGCGGUUAUUGUGAUAGCCAUGGCCUCACUUCUCUUUGUAGUAAUUUUUGGCGUCACUGUCCUUGUAAAUCGCCAAAAAAGUACGAAAACGAAGCAACCUAUUCCACUCAGUGAAGACAUGCUACGAGAACUGGACAAAAGUCACAUGGGUGGUUUUGACGACGUGCACCAAUUGAAAGAGAGAGACCUGCCUUAUCUUCCGUCUGGAAAGCGCAUGUCUACAGCUUUCAUAGAGCAACUAGCGUACCCGAACCCUGGAGACUCAUGGCGAUCAGAGUGGACGCCACAAGCGCAGAAGUAUAUGCAACACUACACUGCUGAUUCAGGGAGAGGAUCGCAACUGUAUGGAGCUGCCGGAAACGGAUAUGGAUACGGUGGUUCCCAGACCUAUGGACAGACCGGGGGCGGUUCUCAAGUGUACGGUUACACCGGGGAGUAUCCUCGAUCACAUUAUUCGAGACGUCGCUCCGAAUACGAUAGUAACUUCUAGAAAUUUCUAAUUCAAAAAAACUCUUCUGACAAUAUCACCUUAAACCUCAAGACCUAG